Staurois parvus is the source of this 699-nucleotide messenger RNA. NCBI's taxonomy places the organism in Eukaryota, Metazoa, Chordata, Amphibia, Anura, Ranidae. The record is from the annotation of a GenBank genome assembly.
CGGUUCGGUACCAAAUGUGCUCGGUGUGGUAGACAAAUCUAUGCCAGUGACUGGGUGCGAAGAGCUCGGGGGAACGCCUACCACUUAGCCUGCUUUGCGUGUUACUCCUGUAAAAGGCAACUGUCUACGGGGGAGGAGUUUGGCCUGGUGGAGGAAAAGGUCUUAUGCAGAAUCCACUAUGACACCAUGAUAGAAAACCUAAAAAGAGCAGCAGAAAAUGGCAAUGGUAUUACGUUGGAGGGAGCUGUGCCAUCAGAACAAGACAGCCAGCCAAAACCAGCAAAAAGAGCGCGCACUUCAUUCACAGCGGAACAGCUGCAGGUGAUGCAAGCACAGUUUGCUCAGGAUAAUAAUCCCGAUGCACAAACGCUUCAGAAACUUGCAGACAUGACAGGACUAAGCAGAAGAGUUAUUCAGGUUUGGUUUCAGAACUGCAGAGCGCGACAUAAAAAGCACACCCCACAGCAUUCAGUACCUCCACCGGGGCCGAACCCGACUCGUCUCACCUCUUCCCUGUCUGAUGACAUUCACUUCUCCCCCUUCAGCAGUCCAGAAAGAGCGAGAAUGGUCACAUUACACGGAUACAUAGAAAGUAAGUUCCACUUUUAUCCUACCAUAAAAUGUUGCAAAGGGGACUUUAAAACACCAAGUCAAAAUUUCAGGCAAACAGCAAGUUACAUACCCUUCAGUGCCAACUGA